AUGUUCAAUGCUGCCUUUAGCUCCAUGAUAAUUGGAGAUGAUGAUACGGCAGAAGCUAUGCGUCAUCUCAGUCGCACAUUUCAAUUGGUCAACAAGAAGUUAUCCGGGAGCGAGGCUACUGCAGAUACAACUUUUGCUUCUAUAGUGGCAAUGACUCAGUAUGAGCGAUUGAAAGGAAAUUACAAAAAGGGUCUGAUACAUUUGGAUGGCCUCGAGCGCUUGACCAACAUGCGCGGUGGCAUCGGUCAACUUUCUCAAAGACAGCCCGCCUUGGCCAAGAAGAUCUUCAGGGCUGAUUUGGAAUUUGCUCUUCACCUUGGCACGCCGACGCGGUUUCAUUAUACACUAUUGCGAAAUGAGCGCGUCGAGCUUUUACUGGACAUGUCCACGGCGCAAGAAACAGCGCAAAAUUCUAGGAUUUCACCAUUCGACCGUGUGCUCCCCGACCUGCAGGAAGUUCUUCAGUACAUUCAAACAUUCGCAACACUCAUUAAUACACAUACCCACAGUCCUGCCAUGAUAGAUGGAAACGCAUUCCACGAUGUACUCAAUUUUCUCGGAUACCGGCUUAUUGCUAUCAAUACUCUUGGCUCCCCACCUUUGCAAGAUGACAUGAGCAACGUGCUGCUUUUGGGCCUGUAUUGUUUUGUCAUAACCUUUCUGGCUGGUCUGAACCGGAAAAUCCCACCUCUGCCGCUUCUCGGUGAAAGAAUCAAGACGGCUGCAGACAAGCAUCAUAGUUCCUCAGUCAACUGUCAUGAGGUACUCAUUUGGACUCUACUCAUAAGUCGGACAGCGGUUUUGUGUCCAGCAGACGAUACUUGGAUACUGCCAAAGGUACACGAGAGCAUUCAAUUCCUAGGCAUACGUGACUCUAAUGAACUACAAACUCGACUCUCGAAACUUCCCUGGAUUGGAGUCCUGCACGAUACCAUUUGCAAGCGACUUUAUACAACAGUAUCACAACGAUUUCUCAUGCCUCCUCUCUUGGGUAUAUAA
This is a messenger RNA of Pestalotiopsis fici W106-1, 999 nucleotides long. RefSeq lists its product as uncharacterized. The coding region runs from base 1 to 999 and encodes 332 amino acids. The transcript has 2 exons. The record is from RefSeq and is a predicted model, not a curated record. Lineage: Eukaryota; Fungi; Ascomycota; Sordariomycetes; Amphisphaeriales; Sporocadaceae.